Molecule: messenger RNA, 990 nt
Organism: Oncorhynchus gorbuscha (pink salmon)
Lineage: Eukaryota; Metazoa; Chordata; Actinopteri; Salmoniformes; Salmonidae
Product: transcription termination factor 1
Exons: 3
Coding region: 5-295 (96 amino acids)
Source: RefSeq, a predicted model, not a curated record
CGCAAUGCAGGUGGAAGAUGCCUCAGAUGUUGACUGGGAAGAAAUUGCUCACACAAUUGGGGGAGUCACUCCUUGCUACGUACAGAUGCACUACCACAAGCUAAAAGUAGCCAAAGUGCCGUUGCGUCAGAGCAUGUCUUUCUGUGAGACCAUUGAUUUCCUGUACAGUCGUGUUCUGCCCAAGUUUGAAGAGCUCCUCCGACACAGUCAGACCGAGUCAGGGGAGACCGAGUCCAGAGAAGAUCCACAAGAGCACUUCCUGCUCUCAGAGAUCUUUGAAGAUGAGGACGACUGAGAUUAUUACGGCGAGGUUCAGAACAGUUGAUUAUCAAUCUUAAAAAAAAAAAAUAAUAUUAUUAUUUUUUUUUUAUCUCUGAGCUUUAUAUUUUGGAUGUAUUUUAAAGGCAUCUUUUGAAAAGAGUAGUUUGGAUGUAGAUGGUGAAAAUCUAUUGGACGGUACUGAAAAUGCUGGUCAGGAGUUUUCCUUUUUUCUGACAUUCACCGAUUAAAGAUGGAUGCUUUGUUAACAUGAUAACAUCCCCAGGGGCUGAUCAUUUGGAGCCUGGUCUGCUGUAGUGUGCAGCCACCCCUUAUUGCUAGAUCAGUAGUGUGCAGCCACCCCUUAUUGCUGGAUCAGUAGUGUGCAGCCACCCCUUAUUGCUGGAUCAGUAGUGUGCAGCCACCCCUUAUUGCUAGAUCAGUAGUGUGCAGCCACCCCUUAUUGCUGGAUCAGUAGUGUGCAGCCACCCCUUAUUGCUGGAUCAGUAGUGUGCAGCCACCCCUUAUUGCUGGAUCAGUAGCCCAUAUUGUUUAUGUAACAUAGUUACCAGGAAGUAUUCCAAAAGCAUGGACAUCUGUAGUAGUAUGAUGUAGACAUCUAUCACUCCAUUAGGGUGGGGAUAUAAAUGAUGUAGACAUCUAUCACUCCAUUAGGGUGGGGAUACACAUGAUGUAGACAUCUAUCACUCUAUUAGGGUGGGGAUACACAUG